GGAACAUUGGAACUCAGAAGUGUAGAGGUGACCAAACUGGCAAAAACUAGGUGUGAGUUCAGAAAAGGAGUAAUUAAUAAUGUCUAUGGAAUCAUCAAACACCAGCUCAAAUAUGGCUUCCAAYCAAAAUGAAACCACUGGAGAGAGAUCUGGUACUGCUUUAUACAGCAUCUCCUUGACAACCCAAGCUAUAAUGACGUCAGCGUAUAUUAUAUCMUUCAUACUGGGGUUGCUUGGCAACGGCGUUGGUAUUUUUAUUGUGUUCAGACGUUCAAGACGGAGAUUCUGCAGUACUAACGUCCUGAUUGGUAACAUGGUUAUUGCAGACCUUCUAGUGACGUUGUUUGCUAUGCCACUUGCAGUAGAGUAUUUGUACAUACAGAAUAAAUGGUUUGGUGGUCUGGUGGGAGAAAUGGCUUGUAAACUGAUUCAUUUUCCAAAYUUYGUGACUAUUUCUGCUUCUGUUCUUACCAUCUUAACUAUUUCCAUCGAGCGGUAUUGUGCUGUAUUUUAUCAUUUAAGGAAUUCCUUCCUAAGAAAAACCAAGUAUUUGACAGCCAUCAUCUGGUGCACAUCUAUCGUUCUCGCAUGCCCUUACUUAUUUUCCUACACCUUGGCGCAAGACGCUGCUGGUCAAUACUUUUGUGUUGUUGAAUGGGGAGACAUCAAGCAAACGUACGCAUCCCAACGAAUAUACUAUUCCUUCGUGUUUGUCUUCUUAUACGCCAUACCGCUGGCUUUAAUGAGCGUCCUGUAUACCCGUAUUGCAAUUAAAUUAUGGAAGAAAACUGCUACCCGAGGUGAAUCAUUCAUUAUAAGGAAAUCUGCUACUAAGGCAAAGCGCAAGGUUGUUAAACUGCUCUUGGGACUGGUUGUUUUCUUUGCCUUGUGCUCAGCACCAGCACAUAUCAUGCAUUAUUACAUGUUUUACGAGCUAAARGCUUGGUUACAAAUGCCACUUGCCAUCAAACUACUGUCGUUUUGGAUUUACAACACUAAUAGCGCCGUUAAUCCGAUUGUUUAUAUUGUUUUAAGUGAAAGAUUUCGACGCGAGUUCUUUAGACUUGCCCAUGGYAACUGGUGUGAGAGACGGACUAUUCGUUUUUCCAUAUCAAAGACCAAAAGGCCACAUCGUAUGAAACCAACAGUGACUACUAGAGUGUGGUUACAGGCCAAAAAGAAAAACAGAUAGUGACAGAACAACGAAUAAACUGAACUAGAAUAAACAGAAAUAGACAGAACUUUCUUGGACAUAAAAGGGAGCACAGGCUACACAGCAAACACACCGGUAUUGAAGCCG
This is a messenger RNA of Exaiptasia diaphana, 1300 nucleotides long. Its product is annotated as QRFP-like peptide receptor. Gene Ontology annotation, biological process: G protein-coupled receptor signaling pathway. NCBI's taxonomy places the organism in Eukaryota, Metazoa, Cnidaria, Anthozoa, Actiniaria, Aiptasiidae. Bases 80 to 1192 code for a protein of 370 amino acids. Gene Ontology annotation, molecular function: G protein-coupled receptor activity. Gene Ontology annotation, cellular component: membrane. The record is from RefSeq and is a predicted model, not a curated record. The transcript has 3 exons.